Molecule: messenger RNA, 2133 nt
Organism: Quercus lobata
Lineage: Eukaryota; Viridiplantae; Streptophyta; Magnoliopsida; Fagales; Fagaceae
Exons: 4
Coding region: 510-1637 (375 amino acids)
Source: RefSeq, a predicted model, not a curated record
ACUAUUAGGAUUAUUAAAAAAAUAACUAUUAUAUAGGAUGAGUUCCAACAUGUUCUGUUGUACUUUCUCCUGUGCUCCAAACCCGAAUUUUAAUGAAUGAACACCGAUAGGGUGUCUUGUCUUCUUUAGCAAUACCUGAGCAAAUUUGUUGUCAAUGCUUGUCAUACUUGAUUGCUUUACACGGCUGUAUGUCAGCUAUGCCCGUGUUUAUGUGUAAAUGUUAGGCUUGAUUUUAGCUGGUAGACCAUAUAGGGCAAUAUUCUUCAAAAAUCGACAAUUAGAUGUUGCAUUCACUGGAUUCGAUUGUUUUGCUUUUAUGUUUAUCAUUUGUCCUGUUUCUUUGCUAAUAGUCCAGCAAUCUCAUAUAUAUUGCUAAUAUGUCUUUUGAGCAUGUUGAAUACUCAUUAAACAGAAUAGUUGCAGCGUAAUCCCGUGAGUGGGAGGUGAAGAAAUUGUGAUUUUGGCCUGCAUCUGAAAGGUGGAUUAUAGCUUAGUUGUUUGUGUUCAAUAUGGAGGACAUGUUUAAAGUCAAUAUGGAGGACAUAUCUAAAGUCAUUCCAUGGGUUGGGUACAUAUUCCAGAAGUUAGAAGAUAUGUGUUUGGAAAUGGAUGAGAUCGUGAAGCAGUAUGAGGUUCAAAAUGAUGAAAGCCAGUUGGAGAUGGAGAAUGGGAAUGUUAGAGAAUGUAGCUCAGAAGUCAUGCAAGAUGUGCUCCCUCCAUCUUCUGUGGACAUAGAGAAAGAAGAAGAUUCUGACUUGUCUGUGGCAGGAAACAUUGAUGGAACCACCCAUGAAAAGUCUGGAGAAUGUAUUGGUGAAAAACAUUUUAAAGAGGGACCUUCCAAAAGAGAUCAUUUGCUAGAUUCAUCUUUUGUGGAACCUAUAAAGAGCAUGGAUAUUGGUUUAUCUUUUGAGGAAAAUGUCAAUACUGGUACGAAUGUAAAGGUUGAAUUUAGUAUCAACAAAAAUCCUACUAAGGAGAAACAAACCUCUAGAAAGAAGAAUUCAAGAGUGAGACAGUUAUCCCAUCAAUUCCAAGCUGAUAAUGAGAUGACAUUAGAUAGUAGAGCGGAAAUGUUGCUGCCAUUUCUAGAUGAUGUCAAAGGGUCUAACUCUUUCAAGAAAAUAGCAGAAGAGAUAGAUGCUGAUGCUUGUGAUGACAUACUACCCCCUGACUCUGUUGGUUUGGUUGAGUCCAGGGAGAGUAAAGUCAUGGAAGUUGAACUUCGCUGUGGUGAUACCACAACACAAUCAAUUGAGAGGUAUUGUGGAUCCGUUGAUGAAGGGUCUAGAGAGGAUGAUGUUACCAAGCAAGGCAUACAAACUGUUCAACCAUCUGAUAAAGUGCAGCUUGAUGAAAAUUCUGUUAUGGUACCAUAUUGCAGUGAACUUUAUACCGUCUCUUGUGAAGAAUCAAAAGACCGUUCUUUCAAGAAAGACUCUAAUGAAGCCUUUGCUUCAAAACUAGGGUUGAAGAAGAAGAAGAAGAAGAAGGAAGAUGAGCAAAAUGCAACCUGUUAUGAUGAUUUUAAUGUAGAAUUGGAUCAACAAAGAGGAAAAGGUUCCAAAUCAUAUCUUGCUGAAAACCCUGAUACACCAGACCAAGAAUCCUCUGAAUCUGACUGGGAGAUUGUUUAAAUCAAUUACCAUUAUGUCUACAGAUGAGUGGGUAGUUCAACUGGUUUGGUGGCCUUGAUUAUGCUGAUGAAAAUGCGGAUUAACAAAAGUUUCCUCUUUUUAUUUAUUUAUUUAUUUUUAUUUUUUACAAAUGCUUUAAAUUAUUUGAUAUCUUCAAUCAAAUUUACACUGUUAGAUACAGUGAGUCCUUCUUAAGGCGGAAGAUAUCCAUUUAUUCACAGGUGGAUUUUUGGUUCAGAUAUACAUAUUUCUUUAGAAAAAGAUCCUCUCCCAUUCAAAUCAUCAAUUUUCUCCACUUCCUUGGAGUUUAAUCCAUUUUUAUUUUUAAUUUGCUUACUAGAGAUUUCAUAUUUCCAUAGAAGGAAAAAUUAAAAAUAUUGAGGGCUUCCCAAUCUUCUCCAGUAUUCUGCAAGAGCAUAAGGAUCUUUGAAGGAUAGACGAGAGUCUCCUUCAUGCCAUUGUCCUUGGUAAGUGUAUCCAUUAAUGAGAACGAGAU